AUGGCGCUGGAGGUGGACGAGCUCUGCAGCGCUCUGCAGCGCCGGGGUGUCGCCAAGGCUGUGCCGGCGGCGUUUGCCGCUCCCGGCGCUCAAAAGGCGGCGGCGGCGUCACCGGCGCCUUCGAAGGCGCCCAAUGGCGACGCACCAAAGAAGGAGAAGGUGAAGGAGCCCAAGGUGGCCAAGGAGAAGCCGCAAUGGGGCGAGCCUGGCAAGGGCAAAGACAAGAAGAAGGAGAAGAAGGUGGAGCCCGAGGUGCCCCUUGUCCAGACGCCGCAUGGUGAGAAGAAGGACAUGAGCUCGGCCAUGGCCAGCGCCUACAACCCCAAGGCCGUGGAGAGCGCCUGGGACGCCUGGUGGGAGAAGCGCCGCUUCUUCACCCCGGACCCCAAGGCGGCACAGGGCGCGUGCGAGGCGCAGCGCUUCAUCAUGGUGAUCCCGCCGCCAAACGUCACGGGCAAGCUGCACCUGGGCCACACCCUUACUGGCGCCAUCGAGGACGCGCUGUGCCGCUGGCACCGCAUGUGCGGGCACACCACGCUCUGGGUGCCCGGCGUGGAUCACGCGGGCAUCGCCACGCAGAGCAUCGUGGAGCGGCGCUUGCUGACGAAGGAGGAGAAGAAGACCCGGCACGACCUAGGCCGAGAGGACUUCCUGAAGCGAGUUUGGGAAUGGAAGGAGAUGAACACGGGGCAUAUCAAGAAGCAGCUGCAGCGCAUCGCAUCUUCGGUGGACUGGACGCGCGAGCGCUUCACCAUGGAUGAGCGCUGCGCCCGGGCCGUGGAAGAGGCGUUUCUCCGAUUUCACGACCAGGGGCUCAUCUACCGGGACAAUCGCCUGGUGAACUGGUGCCCGUACUUGCGCACCGCUCUCUCAGACCUCGAGGUGGACCACGAGGAGAUUGCGGGGAAGACGCUGGUGACGGUGCCGGGCUUCGAGGGCAAGGUGGAGGUGGGAGUGCUCUGCGAGUUCAAGUACAUGAUCAAGGGCACCAAAGAGGGCCUCGUGGUUGCCACCACCCGACUGGAAACGAUGCUGGGAGAUACCGCGGUGGCGGUGCAUCCGGAGGACGACAGAUACAAGGCCUUCCACGGGAAAGAAUUGGAGCACCCCUUCUUCCCCGACCGGAAGAUGGUGGUGAUCGCGGACACCAUGGUGGACCGGGAGUUCGGCACCGGCUGUGUAAAGAUCACCCCGGCGCACGACCACAACGAUUUCAAGGCGGGGGUGCGGCAUGGCCUGAAGCAGAUCAACGUCUUCUCUGAGGAGGGCGAGAUCAAUGCGAACGGGGGGGACUUCAAGGGCCAGCACCGCUUCAAGGCGCGGGCCACCGUGGAGGAGGCCUUGAAGCAGAAGGGCCUCUGGGUGGGGAAGAAGUCCCACUCGAUGCGUUUGGGCUUCUGCUCCAGAUCCAAGGACAUCAUCGAGCCGUAUUUGAAGCCUCAGUGGUGGAUGAACUGCAAGGAUCUUGCUGACAGGAGCGUGAAAGCUGUGCGAACUGGGGAGCUGAAGAUCCUGCCGGAGUUCCACCACCAGACGUGGUACAACUGGCUGGAGAACAUUCAGGAGUGGUGCAUCUCCCGGCAGCUCUGGUGGGGCCACCGGAUUCCCGCGUACAAGGUGGUGAAGCCGGUGCAGAAGGAGGAGAGAAGUGGUACACCGGGCGCUCCGCAGCGGAAGCCGCCGCAAAGGCUGAGAAGGACCUCAAGACAAAGGUGGAAGUGGAGCAGGACGAGGAUGUGUUGGACACCUGGUUCUCUUCCGGGCUCUUCCCCUUCUCUGUCUUCGGCUGGCCGGACGAGAACGAGGACCUGA
This is a messenger RNA of Effrenium voratum, 1812 nucleotides long. NCBI's taxonomy places the organism in Eukaryota, Dinophyceae, Suessiales, Symbiodiniaceae. The record is from the annotation of a GenBank genome assembly.